Pseudomassariella vexata is the source of this 1035-nucleotide messenger RNA. RefSeq lists its product as uncharacterized. Lineage: Eukaryota; Fungi; Ascomycota; Sordariomycetes; Amphisphaeriales; Pseudomassariaceae. The record is from RefSeq and is a predicted model, not a curated record. Bases 166 to 966 code for a protein of 266 amino acids. The transcript has 2 exons.
AUACUAUCCCUAUUCAUCCACAAGUAUGAUAAAUGCAUAAUAAUUAGUCUUAUUUCCAAUGACCUGAAGUCUUAUUAAGACCUGUGGCAAUCAGUGAUAUGGGGGUGAGCUGGGGCUAAAAUGGAGCCUAAUCGAGAACGAGAAUAAUUAAGUACACUUCUCGUCAUGGAUGAUUGGCAAGAACCCGCCCUUUCGUCGAGGCACUUUCACAAUCGCGUGGGCCGAGGGGACAGGGGUUCAGCAUCACGCAACAAAGGCCGCAACGGCCCCUUCGACGUCAAGUCUUCCUUCGGCACCUACGAGCUCAAGUAUCCUGCUUUAGACAAAUUCACCAACACACCGUCAAAGAAACACAAGCAGACGCGUUCAUCUCCGUCGAUGGAACUAUUCCGUCUAACAGAUGACGGAAACGGGAUCCUCGGUCAGCUUAUGCUGCCUGACAUGAUAGAAGCGACGAUUGUUUUGGCAGGCAGUCGAAAGGUACUUCUGAAAACCGCCGAAGAUCUCGAGGAUCAUGCAAAGUCUGAAGGCAGUGGCAAGAGAGGCUCAGAACAAGACGACUGUGAAGGGGAGGGUCCAAAAGUUGACUCCGAUGAACCCAUUUCAGACGGGGAAUCACCGGAUGAAGAGGUGCAAAGCAAUGAUUCUAGUGCAGAAGAGUCCUGCGGAAAAUCUGGGAGCAAUCGUUUCCACACCUUUGAGAAGAACAGUUUCCAGGCACCAAAGUUCUGGAUACAGUGGCGUGGAAAGGUUAAGCGGCCAGGAUCCCCAAUAGAAGAGACGAAUAGAAAUCUCAUGGAUACAGGAAUGGGCUACAUUGUUUUCUCUGGAAACAACUGUCGGAAGUUCAAGGGUACCAUUAGUUGCGAGGCUCUUGGGUGGAAGGAUACGAGUAUCACGGGGUGGAAGACGGUUUCGAGAAGUGAAAGGGAUAAACCUGUGACAUGGGUUCCACUGAAGGAGUAACGUACCCCACAAGCAAGUUGGCCACUUUUUCUUGGCACCGUAUGAAUAACUUCAAUAACUUAACUAAAC